Molecule: messenger RNA, 849 nt
Organism: Fusarium fujikuroi IMI 58289
Lineage: Eukaryota; Fungi; Ascomycota; Sordariomycetes; Hypocreales; Nectriaceae
Exons: 4
Coding region: 1-849 (282 amino acids)
Biological process (GO): regulation of DNA-templated transcription
Molecular function (GO): zinc ion binding; DNA-binding transcription factor activity, RNA polymerase II-specific
Source: RefSeq, a predicted model, not a curated record
AUGUCUGAUCCAUUUCAACCCCUGAAGCCUUCUCGUGAGAACAAUGGCGCGAGUUUUCAGCACUCUAUGCAGCCUCAUUUCGGCCUCCAGGGUCACGUUUUAAUUCCAAGCACCGCCGACAUUCCCGAAAUAGCACCACAUUACCGCAACCAGUAUAUGCCCGAGACAUUCUCCAAUUCAAAUACCAACGAUUUCAAUGAAAUGUUGACAGAGGAAAUACAGCAACAAAAAGGGAUGGAGAGACAAGAUCAUAAAGUCAAGCUCGGUUAUAGACGUGCUGGCGUGGCCUGUGAUCACUGCCGGCGUCGGAAAAUACGAUGUAUCUGGUCAGAGUCAGAUAGGCAAGGUGUUUGCGUGAAUUGCACUCGCAGCAAGAGGCACUGCGAAUUUUCUGUGAAACAACAAACAAGGGAUAAUAAAUCACUUCCGAAUCAGUUCUUACAAACUUCAAUGAGAGACUAUGAGAGCCUGACAAACGGUGUCUUAACGGCGAGUUCUCUGCCAACAUCACUCUGGGGGCCAGCGGGAAAUUCAGCUACGGGCACUUCAGAUGCAAGAGGACUUAAGGAGGAAUAUUGCGUUCCUGGCUAUGGCCCAGAGGACUUUACCGAAUGGACAUCUAGGGAGGCUAGCCUGAGUCCAUACUCGCAAGCGGGACAAUCUGCUAGUAGCUGGCAGCUGUCCCCUUAUACGCCAACUCCUGGAGAAAAUCCAGUAAUACUUCCUCUUGAACCUGUCCUGCCGUAUGUUCCAGCGUCAAUGCUACCGACUUAUACAUCAAACUUCGAGGAAUGGGAUUCUCCAUGUCCAACAUCAAGCGCGCCUUGCAGCGAGGAAUACUAUCAUUGA